AAAAUACACCUUAUGUCAAACCGGCAAAACAAAACGCAGCUUGGCCGUCAUCUUUCUUUCCUCUUGACAUUUUGUUCAAGGAGAACGUAUACCAUUUCGGCUUAACACGUUUCGUGUCUUUACGACUUAAAAAAUGCGUUACGUGGCCGCGUAUUUACUCGCUGAGCUGGGCGGCAAGGCCAACCCGGCCGCGUCAGACCUGGAAAAAAUCCUGAGCUCCGUCGGCAUUGAGGCUGAUGCUGAGAAGCUGAAGAAGGUCAUUGCCGAGCUCGCUGGCAAGAGCAUCGAGGAGCUGAUCGCCGCUGUUCUAUCCGGGGUUCCGCCCCCGCCCUUGCUCGUCCCCACUAACGCCCCGCGCGCGCAGGCCGCGAGAAGCUGUCGUCGAUGCCGUCGGGCGCCGCCGCGCCGGCCGCCGCCGCCGCCGCGCCCGCUGCCGCCGCCGCAGCAGAGAAGAAGGAAGAGAAGGAGACCAAGAAGGAGGAGUCCGAAUCAGAAGAUGAGGAUAUGGGCUUCGGUCUCUUUGACUAAAUGCAUUUUGCAGAUGCGGCACGCGCAGUCGUUAUUCCAAGUAUGGUGUAAGCGUAACUUGACUGCAAGUAUGUUUCUAUGAAAUAUAUCUUGCAAAACA
Molecule: messenger RNA, 628 nt
Organism: Cydia pomonella (codling moth)
Lineage: Eukaryota; Metazoa; Arthropoda; Insecta; Lepidoptera; Tortricidae
Gene: RpLP2
Product: large ribosomal subunit protein P2
Exons: 5
Coding region: 134-610 (158 amino acids)
Biological process (GO): translation; cytoplasmic translational elongation
Cellular component (GO): cytosolic large ribosomal subunit; ribosome
Molecular function (GO): structural constituent of ribosome
Source: RefSeq, a predicted model, not a curated record